Messenger RNA from Hypoxylon trugodes, 1185 nucleotides. RefSeq lists its product as uncharacterized. The record is from RefSeq and is a predicted model, not a curated record. NCBI's taxonomy places the organism in Eukaryota, Fungi, Ascomycota, Sordariomycetes, Xylariales, Hypoxylaceae. The transcript has a single exon. The coding region runs from base 152 to 955 and encodes 267 amino acids.
UUUCUACUCCGAACUCAAGUUGCAGAUACUGGAUCUCUUCUGGUUUUCUCUACAGAUCGCCCACUCUGGAGAGAAGCCUGGCAUGUCGAUCGUAGACGAGAUGCCAAAGCUAGACGAGUUUAUGACGCAGUUCUAGGACGCACUGGACGCUAUGCCCAAACUCCGUACCUUGAUCAAUCAGCCGAUGAAUUCAUCUCGACUUCUUACCAAGGAUCCUAAAUUCUACCCAAUUACAACUCAGAAUCUGCAGGGUGGAUUGAAUACUAUAGGCUCCCAAAUGACCCAGGCUACUCACCUUCUAUUGCAUCUUGGGCUGAGUGCUGGCCACGAUCGAGCUCCAGGUCAAUUAACUCGCUUUUACUAUGUCGAUACGUAUGACUAUAGCCUGUUUCCCAAUUUACGUUUCGAGUAUCUUCCGUCACUCUUUACUUCGUUAACACACCUAGAUAUGUGUAUUAGCAACGUACACAUGGCGGUCCACCUUCAAGACCUAAGCAACUAUAUUAUGGCCUCGAAGGACCUUAUUUAUCUUCGGCUAUGUUUUGAAAGGGGAAGGCAAAUUUACGAGGAACCCGAUGGGCAAAAAACUGCCUUCGAAAUUCUUCUAGAUCACCCAGAUCUCUACCUACCCAAAUUACGCUCCUUGUAUAUUCAUGACAUGGGUACUCCAAAGGAGCCCUUCAUGGGCUUCAUCAAGAAGCGCAUGCAAACGCUGAAGUCGCUUAUAGUUGAAGAUGACCUACCAUCUGACACCAUCUUCGAUCUCGUUGAGAUUAUCUCAUCGCAUGAACUCGAAUUAGAAGAGUUUGCUAUCAUACCAUCGGACUGGGACAGUCAUUGGCCUCUAAAUUUGAUCAAUAAACUCCACCCAGAUCCACCACCGAGGGAAUAUCCAGAUCUCAGAAGAUUUGAGAGCUUUGAUGCCGACACGCGAACAGAUGGGGUGGACAAAUAAACAGGUUUGGACAAGAAACGCUCUCGGUCAUGUCAGUCCAUGCGCCUAUAUAACUAUACAUACACCAUUCUACGACAUUGAUGACUGGAGAACCGCGGCGGUCAUGGAUUCGAGGCAUAAAUUUUAUCGGUUUAAUACUCAUUAUCCCUUGGAACAGGUCCUACGAUUAGACGCAGACAAUGGCGAAAUGAGAAUGCUGAAAGGAACGGGAUAUCGUUACGAAUUUUUAG